Messenger RNA from Beta vulgaris subsp. vulgaris (sugar beet), 1611 nucleotides. RefSeq names its product 26S proteasome non-ATPase regulatory subunit 6 homolog. Gene Ontology annotation, biological process: proteasome-mediated ubiquitin-dependent protein catabolic process. Bases 115 to 1275 code for a protein of 386 amino acids. The transcript has 8 exons. The record is from RefSeq and is a predicted model, not a curated record. NCBI's taxonomy places the organism in Eukaryota, Viridiplantae, Streptophyta, Magnoliopsida, Caryophyllales, Amaranthaceae.
AAGUCUACAAAUUAAGUAUACAUUAGCAGUUUCUCCUUCCACAAGCAAAGAACACAACAACACAAACCCCCUUCUACGCAGGAGAGAGAAAGUGAAAGUGCAAAAGUUGAAGCCAUGGAAGCUCAAGAAGGUUCACAGAAUGAACACCUAAUUCUCGCCAAUAAGAUCUUCCUCCUCACUCAUCCCGAUGUUCAGGAUAUCGAGAAAGUUCGUCUGAAAGAUGAGGUCUUAUCUUCCAUCAAAUCUGACUUUAUGGCGUCGCUUUAUGAAACCCUAGCUGCGAAUGGAGUUUUGGAGUUGGAUCAGCGGGCUCUUGAUUCGAUGCGGAAAAGCAUUGAAGAAGAGCUUAAGAAGCUCGAUGAGAAGAUUGCUGAUGCUGAAGAAAACUUAGGUGAAAGUGAAGUUCGGGAAGCUCAUUUGGCAAAAUCUUUAUUUUAUAUACGAAUUGGUGAUAAAGACAAAGCACUGGAACAGCUCAAGCUAACAGAGACUAAAACUGUUGCAGUGGGGCAGAAGAUGGAUCUGGUGUUCUAUACUCUUUUAAUUGGAUUGUUUGACAUGGACUUCGAUCUGAUUUCCAAAAGCAUAGAUAAAGCCAAAAACUUGUUUGAGGAGGGAGGUGAUUGGGAAAGAAAGAAUCGUUUGAAGGUUUAUGAGGGGUUGUAUUGCAUGGCUACACGGAAUUUCAAGAAAGCAACAAGCUUAUUUUUGGACUCCAUUUCAACUUUUACAACCUAUGAGUUGUUUCCUUAUGACACAUUUAUAUUCUACACAGUCCUUACCAGUAUAAUAUCCCUUGAUAGAGUUUCUUUGAAACAAAAGGUAGUGGAUGCUCCUGAGAUAUUGACUGUUAUUGGAAAGAUUCCUCAUUUAUCUGAGUUCCUGAAUUCUCUCUAUGACUGUCAAUACAAGUCAUUUUUCUCCGCAUUUGCUGGCCUGACGGAACAGAUAAAGUUUGACCGCUAUUUACAUAGACACUUCCGUUAUUACAUGAGGGAGGUCAGGACUGUUGUUUACUCUCAAUUUCUGGAAUCUUACAAGAGUGUUACCAUUGAGGCAAUGGCGAAGGCUUUUGGUGUUACAGUCGAGUUCAUUGAUCUGGAGUUAUCUCGCUUUAUUGCUGCUGGGAAGCUGCACUGCAAAAUUGACAAAGUUGCUGGUGUUCUCGAGACCAAUCGUCCUGAUGCUAAGAAUGCCCUCUACCAAGCAACUAUCAAGCAAGGAGACUUCUUACUCAAUAGAAUCCAGAAGCUGUCUCGUGUGAUUGAUCUGUGAAGUUAGUAGAUAAUUAUGAAUCUUGCAGACUAUUACGCAAAGACAAGAUACGAAGAGGUGAGGGCUGAUGUGAAUUUGAGUUGGGUUGGCUAGUACACCUGAAAGAAAAAUUAUCAGUUAAAAAUGUUGUCAACCUUGCUGUACUAACCUGCUCAGUGCUCAAGCAGAUGAUUAUUUGCCUAUCAUUGUAACAAUCUGAUCAUUUUGCUAUGAAUUCCUGUCAAGGUGAUGAUGAUAAGAGGCUUAUCAGGAAUUCUAUCAGCCAUAGGAGUUCCUUUUUCCCAUUAAAUUGUAUGUUGGGUGUUCAAUUGAAUGUUUCUGUAUUUUUAGAUUAAA